Messenger RNA from Debaryomyces fabryi, 1188 nucleotides. RefSeq names its product cleavage polyadenylation factor subunit. The coding region runs from base 1 to 1188 and encodes 395 amino acids. The transcript has a single exon. The record is from RefSeq and is a predicted model, not a curated record. Gene Ontology annotation, cellular component: mRNA cleavage and polyadenylation specificity factor complex. Gene Ontology annotation, biological process: mRNA 3'-end processing. Gene Ontology annotation, molecular function: mRNA binding. Lineage: Eukaryota; Fungi; Ascomycota; Pichiomycetes; Serinales; Debaryomycetaceae.
AUGGUGAGAAAGACUAGUACGCCAUUAACGGCUUCUACAGUGCUCUACGUGGGACAAUUGCCAUAUGAGUGGGACGAAAAUAUAAUUAAAUCGGUGGUUUGUGGAUCCGGAAAUGUCGUAGACGUUAGACUAGGAUUUGACUACGCCGGUAAGAAUAAGGGAUUUUGUUUUGUCGAAUACCAAACACCUCAAGAUACUCAAAAGGGAUUACAAUUAUUAAGUCAAAUAAAGCUUUUAAAUAGCCAGCCAAAUCAAAAGGGUCAAUACAAAAAAUUAAGAAUCGAGUUGUCGAAAGAAGGAUUGAGGUCAAAUGGACCUUCGGAUUAUAAACCAAUAUUAACGUUAGAUAGGAAGUAUUUGCCAAAUACUGUCCAGUUACCUCCAGAGAUGUUAUAUAAUGGUCCGCCAGUUCCUGCUAAUAAUGGGAAUUUAACUCCUACAUCGACAUUCACCCCACCAAUGAAUCAAUUUCAACCACAAUUAGCUCCACCACAACUGCAAAACAAUCAGUUCAACAAUAACGGCUCACAGAUGCCGUCGAACUAUUUAUCGACAUCACAAGGGUUACCACAGCCCUCUAAUUUACCAUUUGCCAUUCCAGACAAAAUUAAUGAGACAUUAAGUCAAAUUCCUCCUGCACAACUUAUCGAAUUGAUUUCAAAUCUCAAGAGUAUUUUGAGCGGUCCUAAUGCCAAUAGAGCAGUAGAUGUUUUUCAAUUAUCACCACAGUUAGCUACUGCUGCAGCGCAAGCCCUAUUACUCAUGGGCUUUAUUGAUGCGGAUGUCAUAUCCGAAUCUAUGAAAUCUACUUCAAACACUCCGGCUUCUCAGCAACAGCCAAUGCAAACGCCAAUGCAAUCGUCAAUGCAAAACCAAAUGCAAAACCAAAUGCAAAAUCAGAUGCACAUGCCUCAAAUUCCACAACAACCAUCAUUAUCGCAAAUACCUAAUGUUCAACACAUGUCAAAUCCUUACGGCCAACUCCAGCAACAGCCACUGCUUCCUCCUACACCGCAAACAUCUAGGUGGCCACAUUUGCCUCCACAGGCUGUUGCAAAGUUGUCUUCUAUGGCGCCGGAUCAAGCAGACUUAAUUGCCCAAGUUUUAUCGUUACCAGUCGAUCAAAUUCGCUCUUUACCUCCAGACAAGCAAAUUAUGGUAACUAAUUUAAGAGCUCAGUACUUAUAA